Molecule: messenger RNA, 1068 nt
Organism: Saccoglossus kowalevskii
Lineage: Eukaryota; Metazoa; Hemichordata; Enteropneusta; Harrimaniidae
Source: RefSeq, a predicted model, not a curated record
UGUAUAACAUGAGGAAUGACACCACCGUUUCAAAAAGAGGAACUAUCAUGAAAGGUUUAAAUGACGUGGUUGUGUAUACGGUCUUUGCAACAUGCGAAUACGUUACGUUUUGGGUGAUGGAUUUAUCUGGAAAAUUUAAAGGUGGCUGGCUGGACAUAAAGUCAUACACGGAUCCCAAACAUAUUCCUAAUAAAUGGACAGUUGUCUACAAAAAUCCUGUGUUCAGCUUUUUGGGGUCGACAACAUUCACUAUGGCAUUUGGACCAUAUGAACCAUGUACUACCACGUACAUACAAAGCCAGUUGCGAAAACCGAAAUGCUCGAAGGCUGUUGGAUCGUUCAGUUUGCAAACAGAUUGCCCAUGUGACCCAGGCUGUGGACAAGGUGACCCACACUAUGAAAGAUUUGAUAAUCAUCGCAUCCAAUAUAGCGGUCCUUGUAGCUACAUCCUGGCCCAGACCUGUAAAGAAUCUUCGUACAAAAUGAAAGUGGUUGCCAAACAUGGUGAAGUUGUUAAGUCCUCACAAAAUGGUGCUCGUCGAAUAGAGAGCGCAGAGAUCACUGCCCAAGGCAACACAAUUAUUCUCAACGACAAGGGAAUCAUAUUGAAUGGUGUGAAAGUGGAUGGAGCUAAUAUAACUGCUGACGCCAGUGCCGGGAUACAAUUAAUCAAUAACAGCACUCACAUCAUCUUUUCAAUUUCCGGCGAUUGGUGGAUCGAGUGGAUGAAGGUUCGACAAAAUGGCAAUCAUCGAUUGAUUGUAGGUAUUCACAAAAACUCGACCCUUAUUGGCAACCUGUGUGGGUUGCUAGGCAACAAACUACCUGACAAUCAAACCGAAGAUUUCAAAGGUUUUCAGAUGGCAAAUGGCGCUUAUACCCAUGAUGUGAAUGAACUUGGUGAUAGCUGGGUAGUUACCGGAAGCUGUAAAAAAUAAUGCAUGCUGAAGACAGUGGUCAUAUGGUGUCAACAACAGUAGCAUAGAUGACGGUCUGGUGGCUUACACUGUAUACUAUGUCACUCUGUGUCGGUUAUACAGACAUUUUCAUUCAUCGGUUUUAAAUUAC